Molecule: messenger RNA, 5562 nt
Organism: Zalophus californianus (California sea lion)
Lineage: Eukaryota; Metazoa; Chordata; Mammalia; Carnivora; Otariidae
Gene: MAML1
Product: mastermind like transcriptional coactivator 1
Exons: 5
Coding region: 1-3084 (1027 amino acids)
Biological process (GO): positive regulation of transcription of Notch receptor target; Notch signaling pathway
Cellular component (GO): nuclear speck; nucleoplasm
Molecular function (GO): transcription coactivator activity
Source: RefSeq, a predicted model, not a curated record
AUGGUGCUGCCCACCUGCCCCAUGGCGGAGUUCGCGCUGCCGCGGCACAGCGCGGUCAUGGAGCGCCUCCGCCGGCGCAUCGAGCUGUGCCGGCGCCACCACAGCACCUGCGAGGCCCGCUACGAGGCCGUGUCGCCUGAGCGCCUGGAGCUCGAGCGCCAGCACACCUUCGCCCUGCACCAGCGCUGCAUCCAGGCCAAAGCCAAGCGCGCCGGCAAGCACCGGCAGCCGCCCGCCCCGGCCCCGGCCGCCGCCCCGGCCCCGGCCCCGGCCCCGGCGCCCGCCGCCGCCCCGGCGUCCGCAGCGCCGGCCUCGGCCCCGCGCCUGGACGCCGCCGACGGCCCCGAGCACGGCCGCCCCGUCGCGCAUCUCCACGAUACAGUGAAGAGGGGCCUCGAGAGCGCCCCUCCCCCGCAGGACGGUGAGCAGCAGAACGGCUAUGGGGACCUCUUCCCUGGGCACAAGAAGACCCGGCGUGAGGCCCCUCUUGGCGUAGCCGUCGCUUCCAAUGGCCUGCCCCCGGCCUCCCCCCUGGGGCAGCCUGACAAGCCGGGCGCCGAGGCACUGCAGGCCGGCGGGAAGCACUCCCUGGGGUUGGACUCCAUCAGUAAGAAAUGUCUGGCAGACUCGAGCCUCCACUUGAACGGGGGAAGCAAUCCCGGUGAGCCCUUUCCUCUGAGUCUGAACAAAGAGCUGAAGCAGGAGCCCGUCGAUGACCUGCCAUGCAUGAUCACAGGGGCCGGGGGCUCCAUAUCUCAGAGCAACCUCAUGCCUGACCUCAACCUUAACGAGCAGGAGUGGAAGGAGCUCAUUGAGGAGCUGAACAGGUCAGUGCCCGAUGAAGACAUGAAGGAUCUGUUUAACGAGGACUUUGAAGAAAAGAAGGACCCAGAGUCUUCUGGGUCGGCCACACAGACCCCCUUGGCACAGGAUAUUAAUAUUAAGACAGAAUUCUCUCCAGCAGCCUUUGAACAAGAACAGUUAGGCUCUCCACAAGUGAGGGCUGGGUCUGCAGGACAGACCUUUAUGGGGCCUUCAGCUGGCCCCGUGAGCACAGAUUCGCCCAGCUUGGGGGGCGCUCAGCCUCUGUUCCACGCCUCUGGUCAGCCCGGGGCCGACAAUCCCAGUCCCAACCUGAUGCCGGCAUCAGCCCAGGCCCAGAAUGCACCAAGAGCCCUCUCCAGCGUAGUGUUGCCCAGCCAGGGCCCAGGAGGGGCCUCGGAGCUGUCCUCUGCCCACCAGCUGCAGCAGAUUGCCGCCAAGCAGAAGCGUGAGCAGAUGCUCCAGAACCCGCAGCAGGCCGCCCAGGCGCCAGCCCCAGGCCAGAUGUCCACGUGGCAGCAGACGGGCCCCUCCCACAGCCCCUUAAACGUCCCUUAUCCCCUGGAGAAGCCUGCCAGCCCUCCCGGCUACAAGCAAGACUUCACCAAUUCCAAACUGCUCAUGAUGCCCGGAGUAAACAAGAGCUCCCCGCGGCCCGGAGGCCCCUACCUCCAGGCUGGCCACGUGAACCUGCUGAGUCACCCACCACCAAGUAACUUGAAUCAGAGCGCCGUGCCUAACCAGGGCUCGGUGCUGGACUACGGCAACACCAAACCCCUGUCUCAUUACAAAGCUGACUGCGGGCAAGGCGGCCCCGCGUCCGGCCAGAGCAAGACCACCCUCAUGGCUUACCUUCCCCAGCAGCUGCCUCAUCUGAGCAAUGAGCAGAACUCCUUGUUUAUGAUGAAACCAAAGCCAGGGAACAUGCCCUUCCGAUCACUGGUUCCACCCAGCCAGGAGCAGGCCCCGCCCAGCGCCCCUGUGGCCACGGCGGGGAGCCAGCCGCCCGCCGCCUCAGCGGCCAGCACGCGCGGCAGCGCCCCCUAUCUCAGCAGCCCGCAGCAGGCGGCCGUCAUGAAGCAGCAUCACUUGCUUUUGGACCAACAGAAACAGCGGGAGCAGCAGCAGAAGCAUCUGCAGCAGCAGCAGUUCUUACAGAGGCAGCAGCACCUUCUGGCAGAACAGGAAAAGCAGCAGUUCCAACGCCACCUGACGCGCCCACCUCCCCAGUACCAAGACCCAGCCCAGAGCACCUUCCCCCAGCAGGUCGGGCAGUUCGCAGGGUCCUCCACUGCUGUGCCUGGCAUGAACAACUUGGGGCCAUCUAACUCCAGCUGUCCUCGAGGGUUCCCGCAGGCCGGGAGUCUGAUGCCGAUGGGCCCCGGGCACACUUCGGUUUCCUCGCUCCCCUCAAACUCAGGCCAGCAGGACCGGGGUGUGGCCCAGUUCACUGGUUCCCAAAGCCUGCCACAGGGCGGUCUCUACGGCAUGGCCUCCAGCAUCACCCAGAUCGUCGCCCAGCCCCCGCCACAGGCCACCAACGGACACACCCACAUCGCACGGCAGACCGGCGUGGGCCAGAACACCACGGUCUCUGCGGCCUAUGGGCAGAACUCUCUGGGGAGCUCUGGCCUCUCCCAGCAGCACAAUAAGGGGACCCUGAACUCUGGCUUAACCAAGCCACAAGUCCCGAGGGUGUCAGCCACUAUGGGAGGCCAGAACCCCUCGUGGCCACAUCAGGGCCUGCCGAACUUGAGCGGCCAGACCCCAGGGAGCAGCACCGUGAGCCCCUUCACGGCAGCCUCCAGUUUCCACAUGCAGCAGGCCCACCUGAAAAUGUCCAGCCCCCAGUUCUCCCAGGGGAUGCCCAGCAGGCCCAUGGCCCCCAUGAGCUCGGCAGCUGCGGCGGGGUCCAUGCUGCCCCCGGUGAGCGCGCAGCAGAGGACCAGUGCCCCCGCCCCAGCACCUCCCCAGGGAGCCCCACAGCCGGGCUUGCCGGGCCUGAGCCCCGGCGGGCCUGAGCUGGGGGCCUUCAGCCAGAGCCCGGCGCCACCGAUGGCAGGCCGGGCGGGACUGCACUGCGCUCAGGCCUACCCCGUGCGGACAGCGGGCCAGGAGCUGCCCUUCACCUACAGCGGGCAGCCGGGUGGCAGCGGGCUGGCCAGCAUGGCCGGAGAUGCCGACCUGAUCGACUCCCUGCUGAAGAACAGGACUUCAGAAGAGUGGAUGAAUGAUUUGGACGACCUUUUAGGGCCUCAGUAACUGGAGGGUUUGCAGUGUUCUCAGUGUUCAUACAGCCUGUAUUUUUGUUCUCAGAUUCAAGAAAGAGCAACUACUUGGGACCAAAAGCCCGUGGCCCGGGGAACCGGGCAGGGGGCGGGGGGGCUAGAGCUGCAGGGCUGAGGCGGGCCCCGGCCAGGGUCUGCGGGGGCCCCCCGGCUCCAGCCAGCAGUUGCGGUCGGUCGGGCUGGCCCCAGCCCCUCCGCUGGUAUCCGUUGCCUGGUGUCGGGACAGCGGGACGCGGUUCUACGGGUGGUUUUCAAGCCAAAUGACCAAAAAGCCCAACAGUAAGAACAGUGAAACCCCACGAUGUCAGGCUUACAAAAAUCUGUGCCGUCGUGUUGACUUAAUCCAAGAUUUCUCCACUUGCCCCCAUGCUGGGGACAGGUUUCGUUGCAAUUUCAUAUAGCAGAACUCUUUACAAUUUGUAGCAUAGAAACGAUUAAAAUUUUUUUUUAAAGAUUUGAAGACUGCUUAGGAUAGGUGGUGGUUUAAACCGAUUGGGUGGCUUUGGGAACUGAGGGUUUCCUUGUGGUCCAGAGCCUUUCUUAUUCCUGCUCUUUGUCCGCUUUAGGGGAAAGGGAGGGUCCCUGGGAACUUGUUUCCGGCAGCGCAGCCUGAGACCGUGUGUGCCAAAAAGGAACAGGAUGCGUGAGGUAGCAGAGCUGGGGACACAGAUGCGGCCCCCCCGCCCCCCCCCCCGCACUUACGACGGCCAGCCCCCAGGCAGCCCCCGGGCUACGGGCUGAAAUGGAACGCUCGGGGUGCCUGUGUCCCCUUUCUCGUCGUCACUCCCCACCUUCUGCUGUUUCUCUGAAAACGGAUUUAAUGUGUCAGGAAGGUGAUCCUAGCUGAGCUGUGCACAGAGGUCUUCACCCCAUCUCCAGUUUCUGUGACCUUCCUGCCUCCCCUUCUUUGUCUCUCCGGGCCAGAUGGAAGACUUCUUGAAGGCAACCGUGUACUAGACUGGUGGGGAAAGAGUCACUAGAAUGCCCUAGGGAGUCCCAGCGUUGUAGGCGGGAAGGCGUCUUCUCCCCAGAAAGCAGAGGUGUGGGGGAAGGAGGGAAAGCGGGGAGCGCUGGGGGGGCCCCCCCGCGGGCCCCGCGAAGGAGAGAAUCCCACUUGGUUUUACCACUUCCGCCACUCUCCCAUGUCGGAUGACUUGCACUUUUUAAAGAGAAUGGCUUUAUAACACUAAUACAUCCUUCUCGAGAUUUGAGUGGAUUUCUCUCUGAAGGUCUAUGGACUUGACUAAGCUAAGAGUCCACAAAACAGAGGGUUACCUGUGGGCUGUUUCUGGACCACACAGAUGGAGAGAGCACUUGGGUUAGAACGAAAGCAAAAUGGUAAGUGCAGGGUUGAGACCCUUUUAAACAGUGUCAGAGAGCAGAUAAGGACACCGAGAAGAGCGGCUUCCGUGCAGAGUGGUCUCGGAAGAAACCGAAACCCCAUUUUUAUUUCCCUGGAGUCUCAAAGUGGCUGGUUCAAGGAGUGUCCUGUGUAAAGAAUUGAGCCAGGGAAGAUACCCACAUGGGCAGCCUGAGUGGCUUUUGAGGGGACAAGGGUUGUGCACACAGGAGUAAUUAUUCUGCACCAGCAGUGCCUUUCAUGGGGGUACUUGGACCCUCAGAUCCUCUUCUCUAAUAGCCAUUUGCCACCUUGGGUGGUGUCUGGGCCAUUUCCCCUUUAAAUGCCCUCCCUGCCCUCCCUGCCCUCCCCAGAUGCUGAAUUUAGCUUUCAAAGAAGGGAAUGAAUCAUAAAGCCAGUGAAGACUCCACCCUCUGUGCUGAGUUCCCCAAUCUGAAGGGGAAGAGGGUGACUUCAGCGGGUUGUCUACCAAAAAUAGCAGGCUGAAGGCUGGUGAUGGGUCCUGUUCCUCUCCUGGUCUCCCUCUGGCUGCUCACCUCUGUCCCCUCCUGGGGAGGGCCGCCCCUGCCUUAGUCCUUGGGCCACCGGACAGACAGAAGGCUUCUUCGCUGCAGUGUUGGAGCAAUAAAAUGUGAUGCUCGGGGUUCCCCCCAGGGAGCUGCCCGUGGCUUUAUUUAUGAAUCUGGUUUUUGGGGAGUCAGGGGAGGAGAUGCCUCCGCUUCAGUGCAAAUCCCCUCUUCCAGGAGCCAUGACUCAAAAGAAGGGUGCUCGGACUUUGUUAUACACAUUUGCUUUGUGUAAAUAAAUGUUUACAAUUUUAUAUUAAAGAGGAAAUAAGCGUUAGAGUUUCUGACUGUAUAUUUUUUACUUUUAUAGAUUUUAAAACUAUGAUCCUUUAUAUAUGUGUUUUGGGGGAGCUAUGAUAAGUUUUAUGGCAAACGGUUGGUAUUGUUAACUUUUUAUUGUCAUCAAAGUGCAUAAAAAUCCCAUUAAUCCCCUUAUUCUUCUACCGCCCUUAACUCUGGUAUACACCAAAAAGAAAUCUUUACUCUCCUUUUAUCAUUAUAAAAUAAUAAAAGUAUUUUGCUAGUA